AUGGCCAAAAGAAGCCACCAUGCCGAGCCAACAGAGCUGCGACCAACGAAAAAAUCCAAGUCGGACGAUAAACACUCGGGAGGAAAGGAAAAGAAAGAGAAGAAGGAGAAGAAAGAUGAGAAGAAUGGUGUGGACAAAGUGAAUGGCAGUUCAUCUGAUGAGCCGACUGGGUACUCGCAGGCUUCGGCGCUCACGGAUCUGCCACAGUCUCAGAUCGAUCAGUACCUCGAGGAAAAGGUCAUCAAGAUCACCGAUUCGUCCACAGAGUCUGCGCCUGAACUUCGCCCGAUCAUUUCGUUUGAUUACCUCCCCCCUGCAUUCCCUGCCCCGACGCCGAUUCAAGCCGCGACCUGGCCCCUUCUUUUCGCUGGUCGUGAUGUGAUCGGUAUUGCGGAGACUGGCAGUGGCAAGACCCUUGGCUUUGGUUUGCCCUGCCUCAAGAAGCUGUUGGAUUCUAAGCGGAGCAGGAAGCCCUAUCACCCUUCUGCCGUGAUCAUCUCGCCCACCCGCGAGCUUGCGAUGCAAAUCCAUGACCAGCUCGUCAAGUUUUCUCAUGUGGCCAAGGCUGACGUUACAUGUAUCUACGGAGGUGUUGGGAAGGAUGAGCAACGUGUGGCACUGAAGACGGCCGCAAUCGUUGUCGCAACCCCCGGGCGUCUGAAGGACCUCCAGAAUGACGAGUCGGUCAACCUCAGCAAGGUCAAAUAUCUCGUCUUGGACGAGGCUGACCGUAUGCUGGACAAGGGGUUUGAGCAGGAUAUCAAGGAUAUCAUCGAGCCCAUGCCGGUUUCGAGGAGACAAACAGUCAUGUUCACGGCGACUUGGCCGCGAUCGGUUCGGGACCUCGCUGCCACCUUCAUGAACUCCCCGGUUACCGUGACCAUUGGUGGUGACCCUUCUGCAGAUCCCCGAGCCAACACCAGGAUCAAGCAAGAGAACCCGGAGAAGGUCUUGGUGUUCUGUCUCUACAAAAAGGAGGCUAUGCGGAUUGAACGCUUGAUCAAGAUGAAGGGUUUUAAGGUGGCUGGAAUUCACGGUGACUUGAACCAGUCCGAUCGAUUCCGCAACCUUGAGGCCUUCAAGAGCGGUACUGCUACCGUCCUCGUUGCCACUGAUGUGGCAGCCCGAGGUCUGGAUAUUCCUGCAGUGAUGCUAGUUAUCAACGUUACCUUCCCUCUGACGGUGGAGGACUACGUGCAUCGUAUCGGACGAACCGGACGAGCUGGAGCGGAAGGACAUGCUAUCACAUUGUUCACCGAACAAGACAAGGCACUUUCUGGCGGCCUCAUCAACGUCCUAAAGGCUGCUAAGCAGAAUGUUCCAGAGGACCUGCUGAAGUUUGGCACCACUGUUAAGAAGAAGCAGCACGACGCUUAUGGUGCAUUCUUCAAGGAUAUCGGCACCGACAAGAAGGCAACCAAGAUUACAUUCGAUGACUGA
Messenger RNA from Penicillium daleae, 1440 nucleotides. RefSeq names its product RNA-dependent ATPase DBP3 (gene dbp3). Gene Ontology annotation, biological process: rRNA processing. The transcript is spliced from 4 exons. The coding region runs from base 1 to 1440 and encodes 479 amino acids. The record is from RefSeq and is a predicted model, not a curated record. Gene Ontology annotation, cellular component: nucleolus. NCBI's taxonomy places the organism in Eukaryota, Fungi, Ascomycota, Eurotiomycetes, Eurotiales, Aspergillaceae. Gene Ontology annotation, molecular function: ATP binding; RNA helicase activity; RNA binding.